GGCCAGUGUGCACAAACAAAUAUCGCAUCAUCCAUCCUUUGUCAACAUUCGUACGACCCACAGCCACCUCAGCGAUGGAGGCCCUCGCUCUUCUCAUGGCAGUCUUCGACAGGAACGAAGAAAUGAUGAAAGAGGAGCAAGCCGAACCCCCGACCUCGAGCACAACCUCUUUCUCCCUUCUCGACCUGCCCCCCGAAAUCUGGAGCAGAAUCUGCCACUACGCGAUCACCCCCGACAAACUCACCGUCUUCCCAACCCUCACCAACGACCCCGCAUACUGGAAAAAAUGCCUCGCCCAACCGAGCAUCACGCGCACCUGCCGCGCCAUCCGCGCAGAGUGUCUCGCGGCAUUCUACGGCGAUCUUGUCGUUCUGUAUCGCGCUGAGUGGCCCUCCUACUCUCUCCGACAAUGGCUUAAGGCGAUCGGCGGAAUGAACCGUGAGCAUGUCGCUAUCUACGACUUCGACUCGGUCUUGGACCGCACCGAGGGUGCGAAGUUCAGGUUUGUGCGGGGGAGUCAGUAUUGGGAGAGGUGUGUUGGGAUGGCGGAGGUGGACGAUUCUGAUGGAGAGGAUGGGAGUGAGCUGGAAAGCGAAGACGAAGAUGAUUUUUAAGGCAGCUCUGGGGAAGAGGAUGGUAAUGGAGACUGGGUGAGAGGCAUACGAAACAUAUGAGAGCGAGGAAUGAUCAAACAUCCCCUCAGAUCAGCCACAGACGGAGUCCUGGGUAGUCACGUGGCGGGCACGUGAAUGCGAAUGUGCCUGAUCUGGGUCGCGCCUUCCCUCCAUUACAGCAGAUUGCA
Molecule: messenger RNA, 802 nt
Organism: Neohortaea acidophila
Lineage: Eukaryota; Fungi; Ascomycota; Dothideomycetes; Mycosphaerellales; Teratosphaeriaceae
Exons: 2
Coding region: 75-614 (179 amino acids)
Source: RefSeq, a predicted model, not a curated record